CUUCCCGUUAAGCAAGGAGAACGCGGUAAAACAAGGGGAGGGUAGCAUGGCGUCCGACAGCAACAUGGCUAACGUUAACGGACAAGAGGCUGCUUCCCUGAACCUGAACGGCGAGCCGGUGGUUAAGCGGCCGAGGGAGAACGUCCAGCAGGACGUGUCGCUCCGCAUCCCGAAGGAGCCCCAGAACAAAAUGACCGUGGUGCUCGGAGCUCAGUGGGGCGACGAGGGCAAGGGAAAAGUUGUGGACUUGCUCGCAAUGGAUGCGGAUAUUGUAUGCAGGUGCCAGGGAGGAAACAAUGCAGGUCACACGGUGGUGGUGGACACGGUGGAGUACGACUUUCACCUGCUGCCCAGCGGCGUGCUCAACAAGAAGGCCAUCUCAUUCAUUGGGAAUGGAGUGGUGAUCCACCUGCCAGGUCUGUUUGAAGAGGCAGAAAAGAAUCUGCGGAAGGGCAAAGGAUUACAAGGGUGGGAGGAGAGAUUAAAGAUUUCUGAUCGGGCCCACAUUGUGUUCAACUUCCAUCAGGCUGCUGAUGGGAUCCAGGAGCAGCAGCGGCAGCAGCAGGAAGGGAAAAAUUUAGGGACCACUAAGAAAGGCAUCGGACCCGCCUACUCAUCCAAAGCAGCUCGGAACGGGCUGAGAGUCUGUGAUCUCGUCUCAGAUUUCAAGGUUUUUGAAGAGAAGUUCCGAAUGUUGGCGGAUCACUUCUUAACCAUGUAUCCAAACCUCAACGUUGAUAUCAAAGAGGAACUUAAGCAGCUGAAGGAAUAUGCAGAGAAACUGCGCCCUCUGGUGACUGACGGUGUGUACUUCAUGCACAAAGCUCUCACUGGUCCCAGUAAGAAAAUCCUGGUGGAGGGAGCCAAUGCUGCUCUCCUGGACAUUGACUUUGGGACGUAUCCUUUCGUAACGUCUUCGAACUGCACUGUUGGAGGUGUCUGCACCGGUCUUGGUGUGCCUCCCUCCUACGUUGGCAGGGUCUACGGCGUCGUUAAAGCCUAUACAACCCGGGUGGGAGUUGGUGCUUUUCCAACAGAGCAGGAUAAUGAGAUCGGUGAUCUGCUACAGACCAGAGGGAGAGAGUUCGGUGUGACGACGGGCCGGAGGAGGCGCUGCGGUUGGCUGGACCUGAUUUUGGUCCGAUACGCCCACAUGGUCAACGGAUUCUCAGCAAUUGCUUUGACAAAGCUGGACAUCCUGGACACGCUGCCAGAGAUUAAAGUGGGCGUGGCUUACAAGGUUGAUGGGCAACCCCUACCAAGCUUCCCGGCAAACAUGGACGUUUUGACGCGGGUGUCGGUGGAUUACAAGACGUUGCCCGGCUGGUGCUGCAGCACUGAGACAGCCAGGAGCUUCGAGGAGUUGCCUCCACAGGCACAAAAUUACAUUGGCUUCAUCGAGGACUUCCUGCAAGUGCCAGUGAAGUGGGUCGGAGUGGGAAAGUCUAGAGAAAGCAUGAUCAAACUGUUCUGAUCCCAGGACGAGCUUCAUGCCAACAGUAAAGGUUUCACACUUACCGAGCAGUUGAAAAUGCACCAGCAAGACCAGCUGUGAAACCUUUAGUUGCUGCUUGUGUGCCACAAUAACAUGAAGUCUUCAGAUCUAAUUUAUGCAUUUCUAUCUAUCUAUCUAUCUAUCUAUCUAUCUAUCUAUCUAUCUAUCUAUCUAUCUAUCUAUCUAUCUAUCUAUCUAUCUAUCUAUCUAUCUAUCUAUCUGUCUGUCUGUCUGUCUGUCUGUCUGU
This is a messenger RNA of Girardinichthys multiradiatus, 1742 nucleotides long. It is a transcript of the gene adss2l, whose product is annotated as adenylosuccinate synthase, like. Bases 47 to 1474 code for a protein of 475 amino acids. The transcript has 13 exons. NCBI's taxonomy places the organism in Eukaryota, Metazoa, Chordata, Actinopteri, Cyprinodontiformes, Goodeidae. The record is from RefSeq and is a predicted model, not a curated record. Gene Ontology annotation, cellular component: cytoplasm. Gene Ontology annotation, molecular function: adenylosuccinate synthase activity; GTP binding. Gene Ontology annotation, biological process: 'de novo' AMP biosynthetic process; IMP metabolic process.